Molecule: messenger RNA, 549 nt
Organism: Colletotrichum lupini
Lineage: Eukaryota; Fungi; Ascomycota; Sordariomycetes; Glomerellales; Glomerellaceae
Product: 3-hydroxyacyl-CoA dehydrogenase
Exons: 2
Coding region: 1-549 (182 amino acids)
Biological process (GO): fatty acid metabolic process
Molecular function (GO): oxidoreductase activity, acting on the CH-OH group of donors, NAD or NADP as acceptor; NAD+ binding
Source: RefSeq, a predicted model, not a curated record
AUGCCAUCUGACGUGAACGAGCGCGUCGCCCUCGUCGGACUAGGAGCCAUCGGCAUCUCCUUUGCGGCCCUUUACCUGAGACAUACAAAGAGCACCGUCAGGGUCUUUGAUACGAGGCCAGACCUCGAACAUCACCUUUCCACAGUCCUGCCGGGUUACAUCGACUCGGAUGAUGCGUCGCUGGGCAUAUCCCGCCUGCGCGAGUCCGGCCGCCUCGUGAUCUGCACCACGCUCGAAGAGGCAUGCGACGGCGCCACCAUCGUCCAGGAGCAAGGUCCGGAGAAUCCAGAUUUCAAGCGAUCAGUAUGGCCAAAGAUUGAAAGCUUUGCGCCUGCCGAGGCACACUUCUGGAGCUCGACGUCUGGUAUCGCCGCGUCGGUUCAGAGCCGCGAUAUGGUGGAUACGACUCGUCUUUUGGUGGUUCACCCUUUCAACCCGCCGCACAUCAUGCCUUUGAUCGAAAUUGUCCCGUCACCGACUACAAAACCGGACGAAGUUAGGAAACCGAUUGGCGUUCUCGCUGCUCAGAGAAGCUUGUUCACUAGUUGA